GGCGCUCCAGUGCGCCGUUCUGGGCAGGCUGCCCGCCGGCCGGGGGGACGCCCUGCCGCGCUGUGACGCCCUCGGCCCCCUCGGGAUCCGCAGGCCCGUGGGGCUCAAGCUCCUUGGGCCUCUGGCCCCCUGGCCCCUCGACGGCCUCCCCGAGCUGCAGCGGCUCGCCGCGGGGGCCUCCGCGCCCCGCCCCUGCAGCGGCACGCCGGGCCGGCGCGCGGCCGAGCUGCUCCCGGCGCUCGAGCCGCCCCGGAGGGAGCCCGCCGCCGGCACGGCGACGAGCGGCCAGACGAGCGGCAAGGGGUCGACCUCGGACCUCUCCAUGGGGUCCCCGAGUCCCGGCGAGCCGGGCGCCCGGCUGCGUCGGACCAGCGCGACCGCCCGCGAGGGCGAGCGGCCCCCCUCUCGACGGCGGCCGGCCCGGCCCACCUCGGCGACUUCGACGGCAGCGGGCCCCUGCGGCCCGGGGACAGCGCGGCCCACGCGCCCGCGAGGGGAGGCGCCUGGCGGGGCCCGCCCGGGCUGCGCCGGGAGGUCGGUGUCGGCGAGGGGCAGCAGGCUCCCGCGCGCGUCUGGCGCCUGA
This is a messenger RNA of Prorocentrum cordatum, 583 nucleotides long. The record is from the annotation of a GenBank genome assembly. NCBI's taxonomy places the organism in Eukaryota, Dinophyceae, Prorocentrales, Prorocentraceae.